This is a messenger RNA of Macaca mulatta (Rhesus monkey), 1014 nucleotides long. RefSeq names its product loricrin cornified envelope precursor protein (gene LORICRIN). Gene Ontology annotation, molecular function: structural constituent of skin epidermis. Lineage: Eukaryota; Metazoa; Chordata; Mammalia; Primates; Cercopithecidae. The record is from RefSeq and is marked inferred. Gene Ontology annotation, cellular component: cytoplasm; cornified envelope.
AUGUCUUAUCAGAAAAAGCAGCCCACCCCCCAGCCCCCAGUGGGCUGCGUGAAGACCUCUGGCGGCGGUAGCGGAGGCGGAGGCAGCGGCGGCAGCGGCGGCGGCGACGGCGGCUUCUUCAGCGGUGGCGGCAGCAGCGGUUCUGGCUGCGGCUACUCCGGAGGCGGUGGCUACUCUAGCGGCGGCUCCGGCUGUGGCGGGGGCUCCUCCGGGGGCGGCGGCGGCACUGGAGGCUGCGGAGGGGGCUCCGGUGGGAACGUCAAGUACUCCGGGGGCGGUGGCUCCUCCGGGGGCAGCUCCGGCUGUUUCUCCAGCGGUGGGGGAGGCUCCGGCUGCUUCUCCUCCGGUGGCGGCGGCUCCGGCUGCGGCGGCGUCUCCUCCGGGGGCGGCUCUGGCUGCUUCUCCAGCGGUGGGGGUGGCUCCUCCGGGGGAGGCUCCGGCUGCUUCUCCGGCGGCGGCGGCUCCUCGGGUCAGGCUGUCCAGUGCCAGAGCUACGGAGGCGUCUCCAGCGGCGUCUCUAGCGGCGGCUCCUCCAGCGGCGGCUCCGGCUGCUUCUCCAGCGGCGGGGGCGGCGGCUCCGGCUGCGGCGGCGGCUACUCCGGCGGCGGCUCUGGCUGCGGCGGCGGCGGCUACUCCGGCGGCGGCUCUGGCUGCGGCGGAGGCUCCUCUGGCGGCGGCAGCUCCGGCUACGUCUCCUCGCAGCAGGUCACCCAGACCUCGUGCGCGCCCCAGCCGAGUUACGGAGGGGGGUCGUCCGGCGGCAGCGGCGGCAGUGGCUGCUUCUCCAGCGGCGGGGGCGGCGGGGGCUCCGGCUGCGGCGGCGGCUCCUCCGGGGUUGGCAGCGGCUGCGUCAUCGGUGGCGGGGGCUCCGUCUGCGGAGGUGGCUCCUCUGGGGGCGGCGGCAGCUCCAGCUGUGGCGGUGGCUCCUCCGUGGGGGGCUCAGGGAGUGGCAAGGGCGUCCCGGUCUGCCACCAGACCCAGCAGAAGCAGGCGCCUACCUGGCCAUCCAAAUAG